CCUGAGUUAAAUAAUAAAGGACCAUUGUAGUAGUUUCGCUAACAAAGCAGAUUGCAAAAUGUCGGGAGAGGUGUACCUACUGUGGCUGUUGUCGUUGCUGCAGACGCUGUCUGCGUACGGGGCCGAGCUGUCGUCCGAGGCCUGCAGGGAGCUGGGCUUCUCCAGUAACCUCCUGUGCAGCUCCUGCGACCUGCUGGGGGAGUUCAGCCUCACCAAGCUGCAGCCCGUCUGCCGGCAGUGCUGCCAGCAGGAGGCUCAGAUGGAAUCGCGCAAGCUCUACGCCGGAGCCAUCCUGGAGGUGUGUGGAUGAAAACUGGGGAGGUUCCCUCAAGUCCAGGCUUUUGUCAGGAGCGAGAUGCCCAAGAUGUUUAAAGGUCUUCAGAUCAAGUACGUCAGAGGCUCCGAUCCCAUCCUAAAGCUCCUGGACGAUAACGGGAACAUCGCUGAAGAGCUCAGCAUCACCAAGUGGAACACAGACAGCGUUGAAGAGUUUCUGAGUGAGAAGUUAGACCGAAUAUAGACACACACAAAAAAAAUAUUAAAAAAUUUUGUAUGUAUAGAACUGAAAUGGUCCCUUAAAUUACCAAGAAAAUGGACUUUAUUUUGGGCAAGUGGGCAAAAAUGUUGCUUUUUGUUUCAUUGGAUUUCUGUCACUGUUUAGCUGUUUGUAUACAACCUGGGCUUGACAGCUGUUUAAAUCAUUGAUCCAUGUUUUUGUAUCUGAUUAUAAUCAGUGUGUCUGCGUGGAUUUCACCCAGAUGACUCAACUGAAACCCUAAAACACGUUCAUAAAAUCAAUUUCACAAAGGAAUCAUCUUUUGCUAAGAUAAACGUUCCUCUUUUUGUCUGUCGGAUAUUGUUGUGAGAUGAUUAUUUUUAUGAUGCUUACCAUUGUGACCAGCAGUAAAUGCAGUAAGAGAGAGUGAAUCCCCGUUCCUCGGCGAACGCACCCGGCUUUGCUGAGACACACGUCAGUGAAGAGCUCACAGUAAACCGAUUGUGGGAUGUGAGCUCUGAUGGAAAUCUGUGUGUUUCUUCAGCGGCUGCUUUUGAAGAGGAACUGGUUUUCUCUGCAGGGUUUGUUUAUGAGCUGGACGAUGGGAUAAAUAUGCAACAAUAAACAGAAUAUCUUCAA
Gambusia affinis (western mosquitofish) is the source of this 1135-nucleotide messenger RNA. RefSeq names its product selenoprotein F (gene selenof). Gene Ontology annotation, molecular function: oxidoreductase activity. The record is from RefSeq and is a predicted model, not a curated record. Lineage: Eukaryota; Metazoa; Chordata; Actinopteri; Cyprinodontiformes; Poeciliidae. The transcript has 5 exons. Gene Ontology annotation, cellular component: endoplasmic reticulum lumen.